AAACCCUUAAGAUUUCUAAAAAAAAAAAAAAAAAAAAAAAUCAAAAUAUAUAAAUUAUUAUUUAUUUAUCAUCGUCAUCUUCAUUUCUCCUGCAAAAAAAAAAAAAAAAAUCAAUGGAGAGAACAGCGCUUCUCCGCUCUCUCUCAUGUUCAUCUCUCGCUUGUAACAAGUUUCUCUUCUCCGCUCCUAAACACUCUCGUUCCUUUUUAUCCAAAUCUUCCUCCGUCUUCGCUUCCACCGCCGCCCGGUAUCAUCGUCGUCUAGUUCCUAACCGCUCCCUUCUCCGCCGCAACAGCUGGAGGUCACUCCCUCGAGCUUCUUCUCAUUCUUCCUCUCUUCGCUUUGGUUUAAACAACAAGCAUUUCAGUUCUUUAUCUCCACGCGCCGUUGCUUCUCCUCCUACGCAGCCUUCUUCAGAUAUUGCUGGAGUUGGAGAUGAAGUUGCGGAGAAGCUUGGAUUCGAGAAAGUAUCGGAAGAGUUCAUUGGAGAGUGUAAAUCAAAAGCUGUUCUUUUCAAGCAUAAAAAAACUGGUGCGGAGGUUAUGUCCGUUUCAAAUGAUGAUGAGAACAAGGUUUUCGGUAUUGUUUUUCGAACUCCCCCAAAGGAUUCCACUGGGAUUCCUCACAUAUUGGAACACAGUGUAUUAUGUGGUUCAAGAAAGUAUCCAUUGAAGGAACCAUUCGUUGAAUUGUUAAAGGGGAGCUUGCACACUUUUUUGAAUGCAUUCACGUAUCCUGAUAGGACUUGCUAUCCAGUUGCUUCCACCAAUUCAAAGGAUUUCUAUAAUCUUGUUGAUGUAUACCUGGAUGCUGUCUUCUUCCCCAAGUGCAUUGAGGACUUCCAAACUUUUCAACAGGAGGGUUGGCACUAUGAGCUCAAUGAUCCUUCAGAAGAUAUAACUUAUAAAGGAGUUGUUUUCAACGAGAUGAAAGGUGUCUAUUCUCAGCCUGAUAAUUUAUUAGGGCGGACAGCUCAGCAGGCUCUCUUUCCAGACAAUACCUAUGGUGUUGACAGUGGAGGUGAUCCGCUAGUUAUUCCCAAGCUGACAUUUGAAGAGUUUAAGGAAUUUCACCGCAAGUAUUACCAUCCAAGCAAUGCCAGGAUAUGGUUUUAUGGAGAUGAUGAUCCGAGUGAACGCUUGCGUAUCCUAAGUGAAUAUCUAGACAUGUUUGAGGCGAGUACAGCUCCUAAUGAAUCAAAAGUUGAGCCACAGAAGCUUUUCUCGGAACCAGUCAGGAUUGUUGAGAAAUAUCCAGCUGGUGAUGGUGGUGAUCUGAAGAAGAAGCACAUGGUAUGCCUGAAUUGGCUGCUCUCUGAUAAGCCGUUGGACUUGCAAACUGAACUUACUCUCGGUUUUCUGGAUCAUCUUUUGCUGGGAACUCCUGCUUCUCCCUUGAGGAAAGUGUUGCUUGAAAGUGGUCUUGGAGAUGCCAUUAUUGGUGGUGGAGUGGAAGAUGAACUUCUUCAGCCUCAAUUUAGCAUUGGGUUGAAGGGAGUUUCUGAUGAUGAUAUUCCAAAAGUAGAAGAGUUGAUCAUGAGUUCUCUUAGAAAGCUUGCUGAAGAAGGUUUUGACACUGAGGCUGUGGAGGCAUCUAUGAAUACAAUUGAGUUUUCGCUGAGAGAGAACAACACUGGAUCUUUUCCUCGUGGCUUAUCUCUGAUGCUACGCUCCAUGGGUAAGUGGAUAUAUGAUAUGGAUCCUUUUGAGCCUUUGAAAUAUGAGCAACCUUUAUUGGACCUGAAAGCCAGAAUUGCUGAGGAAGGCUCCAAGGCUGUUUUCUCUCCUUUAAUAGAGAAGUUUAUCUUAAACAAUCCCCAUUGUGUUACCAUAGAAAUGCAGCCUGAUCCGGAGAAAGCUUCUCGUGACGAAGCAGCCGAAAAGGAAAAUUUGGAGAAAGUUAAAGCCAGUAUGACGGAGGAAGAUCUAGCUGAGUUAGCACGUGCUACAGAAGAGCUGAAACUUAAACAAGAAACUCCUGACCCUCCAGAAGCCUUAAAAUGUGUUCCAAGCCUCUCCUUACAUGAUAUUCCCAAGGAACCGAUACGUAUUCCGACAGAGGUCGGAGAUAUAAAUGGUGUGAAGGUUUUGCAGCAUGAUCUUUUCACAAAUGAUGUCCUUUACUCUGAAGUUGUUUUUGAUAUGAGUUCACUGAAGCAAGAACUUCUUCCUCUAGUACCAUUGUUUUGUCAAUCAUUACUAGAGAUGGGUACAAAAGACUUGACCUUUGUGCAACUUAAUCAGUUGAUUGGAAGAAAAACUGGCGGAAUAUCAGUUUAUCCAUUUACCUCAUCUAUACGAGGCAAGGAAGAUCCCUGUAGCCAUAUCAUUGUCCGAGGCAAAUCAAUGGCUGGGCGUGCUGAUGACCUGUUUAAUCUGAUUAAUUGUGUUCUUCAAGAAGUACAGUUUACAGACCAACAACGGUUCAAGCAGUUUGUAUCCCAAAGCAAAGCCAGAAUGGAGAACCGGUUGAGAGGUGGAGGUCAUGGAAUUGCCGCAGCUAGGAUGGAUGCGAAGUUAAAUGUUGCUGGCUGGAUUUCUGAGCAAAUGGGUGGAGUCAGUUACCUGGAGUUUCUUCAAGCACUGGAAGAAAAAGUGGAUAAUGACUGGGCAGGAAUUUCAUCAUCUCUCGAGGAGAUCCGUAAAUCCUUACUUUCCAAGGAAGGUUGCUUGGUAAACAUGACUGCUGAUGGGAAAACUCUCUCGAACACAGGGAAGUUCGUUGGCAAAUUCCUUGAUUUGCUUCCUAGCAAAUCUCUUGUCGAAAGAGCUAGCUGGAACGUCCGACUUCCUUCAAACGAUGAAGCCAUCGUGAUACCGACUCAGGUAAAUUACGUUGGGAAAGCAGCUAACUUAUACGACAGGGGUUACCAACUUAGUGGGAGUGCUUAUGUUAUUUCAAAACACAUUAGUAACACGUGGUUGUGGGACCGUGUUCGUGUUAGCGGUGGAGCUUAUGGGGGUUUCUGCAACUUCGAUACUCAUUCAGGUGUAUUCACCUUCUUAUCUUAUCGAGACCCCAACUUAUUAAAAACACUUGACAUAUAUGAUGGAACUGGUGACUUUCUCCGUGAAUUGAAAAUGGAUGAUGAUACUCUUACCAAAGCAAUUAUCGGGACCAUUGGUGAUGUUGAUGCAUACCAGCUGCCAGAUGCUAAAGGCUAUAGCAGUUUGGUACGAUAUUUAUUGGGGAUUACUGAGGAAGAAAGGCAAAGGAGACGCGAAGAGAUAUUAUCAACGAGCUUAAAGGAUUUCAAGGAAUUUGCUGACGCCAUUGAUGCCGUUAAAGACAACGGAGUUGCCGUUGCGGUGGCAUCGCCGGACGAUGUCGAAACUGCUAACAAGGAGCGCCUGAACUUUUUCCAAGUGAAGAAAGCCCUAUAAAUAUACACGUAAGAAUGGCUUCGAUCCUAAAUCGAUCUCAAUACCAUUUCUCAAAUUAAGUGAACGAUACUCGAAAAACACAUUAUUUCAAUCUUUGUCACACUAUGAAUAGUUAGACAGGAAGUCCAUUGCAUGAACUCUUAUUAGUUUUUUAAAAUAUCAAAGGUAUAAUACAGACUUUUAGCCAUUUCGUAUAA
This is a messenger RNA of Gossypium raimondii (Peruvian cotton), 3580 nucleotides long. RefSeq names its product presequence protease 2, chloroplastic/mitochondrial. Lineage: Eukaryota; Viridiplantae; Streptophyta; Magnoliopsida; Malvales; Malvaceae. Gene Ontology annotation, biological process: protein processing. The record is from RefSeq and is a predicted model, not a curated record. Gene Ontology annotation, cellular component: mitochondrion; chloroplast. The transcript has 19 exons. Gene Ontology annotation, molecular function: metal ion binding. Bases 114 to 3383 code for a protein of 1089 amino acids.